Messenger RNA from Aspergillus tanneri, 876 nucleotides. Its product is annotated as diacylglycerol/polyprenol kinase family protein. The transcript has a single exon. Gene Ontology annotation, molecular function: ATP-dependent diacylglycerol kinase activity. Gene Ontology annotation, cellular component: endoplasmic reticulum membrane. The record is from RefSeq and is a predicted model, not a curated record. Lineage: Eukaryota; Fungi; Ascomycota; Eurotiomycetes; Eurotiales; Aspergillaceae. Gene Ontology annotation, biological process: phosphatidic acid biosynthetic process. Bases 1 to 876 code for a protein of 291 amino acids.
AUGGAGCACAAUUUGGGAGCAAUUGAUGCAGCUGGAAUACUUAAUGGAACUGGUGGUGAGGUCGAGUUACUCUUCAAUUCAGCAACAGAAAAGCAGCCUGAUUUUUUACAAAUGUCAUCAAUCCGCCUCAUCUCAUUUAACACCCACUACAUGAAAUUCAUUCAUCGCCAAGAAGUUGCCCGAAAGCUAUUGCAUGUUUCAAUUGGCCUUUUGAUCCUCUUUCUCUACAGCCACGGGUUUCGACCUCUACAGAUAGCAUCACUAUUAUUUUCUGCGUUUAUCCUCAAUGCGACAUUUGAUGCAAUCCGGUAUAAUUCGAAGGCUGUCAACAAGAUAUUUAUCCGCUCCUUCGGCAUCUUCAUGCGCGAGAAUGAGGCGACGUCAUAUUCUACAAGUACUCCCUAUCUCUUUGGCAUGUAUAUUGCGCUGCGGUAUUUCCCAGAGGAUAUUGGGAUUGUGGGAGUGUUGCUGCUCAGUUGUUGUGAUACGGCUGCCUCAAUUUUUGGUCGCCUCUAUGGCUGCCAUUCCAUACAGCUCCGCCAUGGAAAGAGUUUGAUCGGCACUGCUGCAGCUUGGCUUGUUGGCGUUCUCGUCGCGGCUGGGUUUUGGGGCUACUUCUUGUACACCAGCAGCUUAUCCAACAAUACUGACCCUGCGAGGCCUUUCAUGUUUACGGGAAAGUUGACCUAUCUUCCAGAAAACAGUAAUAGUGGCGGUGCUAGUACUGAUCCUUUAGCCCUUGUCGUGAUAAGCCUUGUCUCUGGAUUUGUUGCUGCGGGGAGUGAGUUAGUUGAUAUUUUCGGCUGUGACGAUAACCUUGUUGUUCCUGUACUGAGUACUCUUGGGCUUUGGGGUUUUCUAAAGAUAUUUGGCUAG